AGGCUACUAGGUCACCGCCAUCACUCCCAUUGGGAACCAAUAAUAAAAAGGCAGAGACAACAAAGACAUUAUGGGCAAAGCUUGUCUACAUUGUAUGCUUUUCGGCAGUGCUCUGUAUGCCAGUAUGAGACACCGUACUAGGAAAAAGUGCACAUUCAGUUUUUGGGGUUUCCAGUUCUGCGUACACCUCUCCCGCCAAGUUCAAUGUGGUUUUCUGGAGGUUUUAUAAAACAAAUAAAACCGGCUUGGAUUUAAAGUAAAGACUCCCACAGUUAUUUCAACAUGGUGUCAGAAUAGGAUUGAAUCCAUCGCCUGUGAGUUCUAAGUGAUUUUUUUUGUCUCGAGCAGAGGGGAAAACUAAGCUAACGUCUCGCCUAAAGGACAUAAUGGAUGGAUUUCGCAGACCAGACCCCCUCGUUUUUGACGGGAACAUCGCCGAGAAUUGGCGGAUUUUCGAACAUCCAUCUGAUUAGUCCAUCAUGCCGGAGCAAAGCAACGACUAUCGCGUUGUGGUGUUUGGUGCCGGUGGUGUAGGAAAGAGCUCACUGGUGCUGCGCUUUAUCAAGGGAACCUUCCGCGAGAGCUACAUCCCCACCAUCGAAGAUACGUAUCGACAGGUGAUCAGCUGUGACAAAAGCAUCUGCACUCUCCAGAUCACAGACACCACCGGCAGCCACCAGUUCCCAGCCAUGCAGCGCCUGUCCAUCUCCAAGGGCCAUGCCUUCAUCCUGGUGUACUCCAUCACCAGUCGUCAGUCAUUGGAGGAGCUCAAACCCAUCUUUGAGCAGGUGUGUCAGAUCAAGGGGGAUGUGGAGAGCAUCCCCAUCAUGCUGGUGGGCAAUAAGUGUGAUGAGACAUCAGCGCGAGAGGUGGAGGCAGUGGAUGGGGAGGCCAUGUCCAAGAAAUGGAAAUGUGCCUUCAUGGAAACAUCAGCCAAAACCAACCACAAUGUGAAGGAGCUGUUCCAGGAACUGCUCAACCUGGAAAAGCGAAGGACUGUUAGCCUCCAGAUCGAUGGUAAAAAGAACAAGCAGCAGAAACGUGCAGAAAAGCUCAAGGGCAAGUGUGUGGUCAUGUGAUGUGGACUUGAGGGACGUGAGGGAGGCACAGCAGACACCUCAAAGGGGGAAGAGGAAGGAAUCAGAGAGAGGAGUCUUCCUAGAGGGUGGACCAUGCAAGAAAAGAUACUCUUUCAUACUAGAGAACAUAAAGUACCUUAACGUUUACACCCAAUGCAGAGUGCUUGGAAAAGGAAAGGCAGGUGAUUUAAUCAAUCUUAUUAUCCAUCAAGUAGAAUGGGAGAGAUGUUGUGAAGGUUUAACCAUUAAGCUACUCAUACACACAAAGGUGCAUUGACUAAAUAUUACUAUUCCAAGCUUGCAACCGAGAGGAUUUUAAUGGAUUUAAGGAUUUUAACCUACUGCAGAAUUUCACACGUUUAAGUCUCAACACUAAUAAGCAGCGCUUGACAACCUUCCCCCACCCUCCACCUAAUCCCCUGAAGCGUACAGUGCAGGGCUACAGAGAGCAUUGGGAGAUGCUUGGUUUCCAUGACUGUCAUUAGAGACUGUUUAUCUCUGCAAACACAGUUGGACAAUUAGUUUUUAAUAGUGGCAACAUGGGAGAGAACAAGAAUGCUUACUAAAUAUAUUUUUUACUCCCAAGAACUGUGCUACAUCGAAGCAAUACUUAUCAGAGCAGGUCUGUUAUGGAGUUAAAUUUGGAAGCUGUUUAAACAGUUCAGGACUUACAAAAAUAGAGGAAAGGGUCACUUACUUUUCUUUCUUAAUUUUAUAGCUUAUUGUUUUUUGUGAGAAUUAUAUUUUCUAUUUAUACUGAUAAUGUAAGUAUUCUUAAACUCCUUAUCCAUCACAGGAAAUGUAUCAUCCUUAAGAAACUACAAUUAUACAUCAAAAAGAAAAUGUAUGGCAAAAGAAAAUUACUUGGAAGUUAUGCCGCGCUUCUUAUAUUGCUUUUUGAGAAUGUAUGGUUUUCUGAUUUAAAUAAUAGCUUUAUAUUUGCCAGUUCAGAUUUUUUUUUUUCAAUAUUUAUAGUGUUUAAGCCUAUUUCACAAAAAUAACGAGAAUGGAAAGUGCAAUAUAAACCCUAAAGAUAUCAAGAUCAAGAAAACAGAUAAUUCCUAACACUGGCACUGGCUUUGAUAAUAGAUGAAGUUUGCAGGUUGUAAAGCAGUCGCCCUUGAUGUACAUUGUAAGCAAGGUAGCUGUUUUCAGAGAGUUCAGUAAGGAGAAUGAAUAAUAUCAUAUCGGUGUAGUUUGGAGGUAAAACUUCCAGUUAGAAGUUUUGGGGGUUCAUUAUUGGAGUAUUUUUUACCAACACUAUGGAUUUAAUUCAUGGUAGACAAACUCACAGCAGAAAUCUACAUUUACACUAACAACGUCUAGCUAGUCUUCUAGCUAGCCUUUACUUGCAUUCUCACAUGAUUGUCAUGUUACAGUAAAUAGGUGGAUACUGAAAAUAUAUCCCUCAUGUCUUAUUACAGUACAUGAAGAUACACAUGAUCUUUUUUAUUUUAAAGCAUUUACAUCUAUUCACCUGAGUAGAAUGAAGCGUAUGUGUACAUAUUUUCAGCAGCCCAUUAUGGGUCGUGUUUCAAUAAACAGUGCUGUCUGGCUUUAUAGUUAGCUUAUUUUGCUGCACUAUUUGAGUAGAGAAACUGUAUUGAUUGUAUGCAAUCCCACAAUGAGCAGGUAAUGUGGACCAGUGACUACUGUUGUUAAGUUGAGAUAGAGAAGUUUAUGCAAAUAGUCUCAUCCAAAGUAACUAGGUAUCAGCAAUUUAAUAUGCUCUUUAAGUCAAUUAAAUGGUUUGUGAAAGUGUAACAUCGUCAGUAAAAAGGAGCAUUUUCAGGGGAUGUGCUUAAGGACAAGUGCUCAAGUAAUUCAACUCAAUUUCAGUUUAUUUCCAAGCCAAAAUCUCUGGAAUUUCAUAGUACAUAGUUUUAAUCCAAUGCCUGUAUAGAAAUCAUGUGUGCCUAUAUGUUUAUAUUGAAUUGUAGAUAAUGCAUCACAAGAAUAAAGACUAUUAU
Molecule: messenger RNA, 3049 nt
Organism: Hypomesus transpacificus
Lineage: Eukaryota; Metazoa; Chordata; Actinopteri; Osmeriformes; Osmeridae
Product: GTP-binding protein Di-Ras2
Exons: 2
Coding region: 480-1079 (199 amino acids)
Biological process (GO): signal transduction
Cellular component (GO): plasma membrane
Molecular function (GO): GTP binding; GTPase activity; GDP binding
Source: RefSeq, a predicted model, not a curated record